Archocentrus centrarchus (flier cichlid) is the source of this 2061-nucleotide messenger RNA. RefSeq names its product perforin-1-like. Bases 114 to 1877 code for a protein of 587 amino acids. Gene Ontology annotation, biological process: T cell mediated cytotoxicity; immunological synapse formation; defense response to virus. The record is from RefSeq and is a predicted model, not a curated record. Gene Ontology annotation, molecular function: wide pore channel activity; pore-forming activity; calcium ion binding. Gene Ontology annotation, cellular component: membrane. Lineage: Eukaryota; Metazoa; Chordata; Actinopteri; Cichliformes; Cichlidae. The transcript is spliced from 6 exons.
CCACCCCGCUUUUGUGACUUAAAAACAGUAAGCACUGAUAUCCAUGCUGACUGCUGUCAGUUUCAUAGUUGCACCGUGAACCGUCAAGCUGAAGCUUCCACCUCAGCAGCAAAAUGUUUCUGAUGAACAUCUGGAUCUGUGCUGGUCUCAUGCUGUCCCUCCCUCCCUGUACACAUCAGUCGUGCACAGAGGGGAAACCAAAAGAGUGUGCAGAUGCAGAAUUUGCUCCGGGAACCAAUUUGGCCGGGGAAGGCUUCGACAUCACCAAAAUGGAACGUAAGGGAGCCUUUGUGCUCGACAUGAAUCUGUGGAAACGCAAAGAUAAAACAUGCAUGCUGUGCAGCAACCCUUAUCUUGAGAACAAAAUGCAAAAGCUGCCCCUGUUGGUGGUGGACUGGAGGGCAAAGCAGUCCUGCAGCGCGAGAGUUUCCACUAAGCUUCACAAAUCCAGUGAGUCUCUGGUUAGUUCCAGUGUGUCUUCUGUGGAAAACAACUGGAAGACUGAUCUAGAAGUUGAAGUAAAAGGCAAAAGCGCCUCUGUUAUGUUGGCUGGUACCAAUUCUAAAGUGGCGGAGUACUCCAUGGAGAAAACAAAGAGUGACAAAUUCAGCUUCACAAGCCAGAGCGUGUUGUGUGAGUACUACAGCUACCGAGUGUCAAAUACUCCAAAGCUGCACAAAGAAUUUCGCAAUGCAGUGAAACAGCUUCCCAAAUUGUACACCCAAGAAUACAAGCAACGAUUUUACAAACUGAUUGAGGACUUUGGCACCCAUUACAUCACAAAGGUAAAACUUGGCGGAAGUAUUAACUCUGUGACCAGCAUCAAGGAUUGUCAGGCCAGCCUGCAGGGACUCAGCAUGGAGGAAGUGGAGAUGUGUCUGGAAGCAGAGGCAUCAGCGAGUAUUAAAGCCACAAUAAAAACCGAAAUGAAACACUGCAAGAAAGAUUCACAAAAGUUGGAAAAUAAGAACUCUUUCUCCAGCCUCUUCACUGACAGGUUCACAGACAUAAAAGGUGGGCACACCACAGAGCCAGAUCUUCUCUUUUCGGCGGACAAAAAUCCAGCAGCCUACAAGGAAUGGCUCGAUACACUACCAAAAAAUCCAGACAUCGUAUCAUAUUCCUUGAAUUCCCUUCAUGAGUUAUUACCUACCACAGCCAAAGUCCGAAAAAACCUGCGCUCUGCCAUUAGCCAUUACAUCCUGGAGAAAGGCCUGUGGAGAAACUGCAGUGACAACUGUAAGGUGGGCAUUAAGAGUGACCCAAGAGAUUCCUGCGUCUGCCAGUGCCACAAUGACCCUGCUGUGAACCACGACUGCUGCCCAACCCGUAAGGGCAUGGCACGGGUCAUCAUAACUGUACAGCGGGCCAGUGAUCUGUGGGGGGACCACACCACAGCUACAGAUGGAUACGUGAAGGUGUCCUUUGGCGGAAAGAACUUUCAACGUACUCCUGUCAUUAAUAACGACAACAACCCACACUGGGCCAUGACCAUCGAUCUGGGCACGCAGGAUCUGUCAUCAAAUGACAAAGUGAGAUUUGAAGUUUGGGAUGAAGACAGCAAGUGGGAUGAUGACCUGCUGGGAGCAUGCGAGCCUGUGUUGACUGCCGGAGUCAAAGAGGAUAUCUGUCCUCUGCAGCAUGGACGGCUGUUCUACAAAAGCGAGGUGAAAUGUGCUCCGAGUCUGAGUGGAAAGUCGUGCAUGGACUAUAAACCCACUCCCAUGAAUUCAAGUCUGAAGAAGCUGUAUGUGUCCCGUCAUGCCCAUCCCAUUCCAAAGGCCAUCCUGUCAAAGAUGGGUGUGUUUGUGGAUGAAUCGAGCUCAUGGAAAAACCACAGUGUUACUGCUGGGCGUUUCAAGUAUGAGAAGAAAUAACAAGCAUGAGGAAGAAGCGAUGGAAAGGUUUGCAUGAAAACCUUAACAGAAGAGGAUCGGCUUUGAAUAGAUGCAAUGGAGUCAUUCUUUUAUAUUAUCUUGCAAAAUUUCAAAACUAUAUCCUGUCUCUCAAUCAUAUCUCUGUAUAGUAAAUCAAUUGUGCAAUUUCUGCAAUUUUUUAUGC